AUGCCGGUCGAAGUACAUCACUCCCCCCCUCCUCUACACCACCCAAGCUCAGGCAAUGCUCGACCUAAAGGCAUCCUAAAAAAUCCCUCCUUCUCAUCAGCCAGCGGAAGACCGGAUUCGGGUUCCCCCACCAAGGAGGACCCUCCCCUUCCACCAUCAGCUAGUCUGAAUCCACAGGAAGAACGAGAGCUGGUUCUCCAAAACACCCUACAAAAUGCAGGCCACCGCCGUUCUUCAUCUGCCGCUCGAAGAGCUUCCGCCUCUCGACGGCAUUCUUCUGUCGUAGCCGCCAAUCAGGACGAUGAUCCGGACAAAAUGCGAUUGAAGUGGGAUGAGGCCAAUCUCUACCUGGCGGAACAAGAAUCAGGUGGACGCAUGAAAAUCACAGAACCCAAGACUCCCUUCCAAUAUGGUGAUGCCAUGGAGGAUGUAGAAGAAGACGUCGCAAUUGAUCCUCGUUACGUUAAUGUCGAUGAGGUGGAUCUUGCCAAGAACAAACCAGAAAAGAGGUCUCGUGAAUCCGAUAUUCCUGGCCUUGAAUUGGGUGAGCCUGAGGAGGAUCUGAGCAGUGGAACCGGUGUCGAAAACGAUCGAAUUGUCCGAAGCACCAGUCUCUCCCGGGAAAGCAGCAAGGAGAAACACGUUAGUGUCAGUGAAGGUAGCGAUGGAACCGCUCCUGACGAGCAGGUGGGAAUGCCAACCAAUGAAGAUCAAGAAAAGCAUAGGGAGUUUGAAGAGCACCGCAAGAAGCAUUAUGAAAUGAGGGAUAUUAAAAGCCUUCUUGGGCAUCCUGAAAAAAUGGACGUCGAAGAUGAGGACGACGAACCGCCCGUCCCAAAGACCUUACCCGAACGCUCUGUCAAUGGUACUCGUUAA
This is a messenger RNA of Exophiala bonariae, 876 nucleotides long. RefSeq lists its product as uncharacterized. The coding region runs from base 1 to 876 and encodes 291 amino acids. The record is from RefSeq and is a predicted model, not a curated record. NCBI's taxonomy places the organism in Eukaryota, Fungi, Ascomycota, Eurotiomycetes, Chaetothyriales, Herpotrichiellaceae. Gene Ontology annotation, biological process: regulation of signal transduction. The transcript has 3 exons. Gene Ontology annotation, molecular function: protein phosphatase inhibitor activity.